GUGAAAAUGAAUGAGGCUGGAAUGGAGCCACAUAUGGUUAGAGACGUGGCAGAAAUUAGAGUAGCCAUGUGUUCCUCUUGGUUCCUGCUCUAAUGCUUCUUCUUCUGCUUCUGCCUUGGUUUACUCUGAUUUCAAAACCCAAGCAACGAAUCCAGCAAGUGCAGCCACAUUCGAGGUUCAAAUGAGGACAUUAGUCUCUCGAUUGAUCCAUUCCAACCCUUCCUUUUCCAGGCUCAAUGUAACUGCCUCGUCAAAGAUCGCCAGAAGUUUCACCACCGAUUCCAAUCAGGUUGAUGAACCCUUCAAGGUCGAAGAAGCUGAAACGGUAAACAUACCUCCGCCCCCAACAGACAAGUUGCUUGUGUUGGGAGGCAAUGGAUUUGUUGGCUCACAUAUUUGUAGAGAAGCCUUAGAUCGCGGUUUGUCCGUUGCCAGUCUUAGCAGGUCUGGCAGGUCAUCCUUGCAUGAUUCAUGGGCUACCAAUGUCAUCUGGUAUAAAGGGAACCUCCUUUCGGGUGAUUCGUUGAAUGAAGCUCUCAAUGGGGUCACUGCUGUCAUCUCAUGUGUUGGCGGUUUUGGCUCCAACUCAUACAUGUACAAAAUUAACGGAACUGCUAACAUCAAUGCAAUUAGAGCAGCUGCAGAUCAAGGUGUUAAAAGAUUUGUCUAUAUCUCUGCUGCUGACUUUGGCGUAGUUAAUUUCUUAUUGCGGGGUUAUUAUGAAGGAAAGAGAGCUGCUGAAACAGAGCUUCUGACCAGAUUUCCUUACGGUGGAGUGAUUCUGAGGCCUGGGUUUAUAUAUGGGACUCGAACUGUUGGGAGCAUGAAGAUACCCCUUGGUGCAAUUGGAUCUCCAAUGGAGAUGGUUCUCCAACAUGCAAAGCCAUUGAGCCAGAUCCCACUUGUUGGACCUCUAAUGACACCUCCGGUCAAUGUUACGUCAGUUGCAAAAGUCGCGGUUAGAGCUGCAACGGACCCUGUUUUCCCUCCCGGUAUCAUUGAUGUUUAUGGAAUUCAACGGUAUAGUCAGCACAAAUCAAAGUAGAAAUUUUCUUCCACAUUUUUUUUACUUCACUCGGAGCGGUUUGCUUCUACCAGAUGCCAUCUCUUUCACGGAAUAAUGUCUGAAAGGCGUGUGUAUGUAACCAUAGGUGUUUCUUUCCGAUUUCUUUAGUUUCAGCAUUCAUAAUCUUCUUUUUGAACAAACUCUGUUGCCUGAAGUGGGUUUGAAUAUACUUUAUAUCUUGUCAGAGAGGGAGAGAUUUUGAUGAACGUAAACGUGUUGUAUGCUUUCAAAAUUUUCAAGGUAAAUAAAACAAUCACUUCACACUU
Molecule: messenger RNA, 1332 nt
Organism: Arachis stenosperma
Lineage: Eukaryota; Viridiplantae; Streptophyta; Magnoliopsida; Fabales; Fabaceae
Exons: 10
Coding region: 182-1045 (287 amino acids)
Cellular component (GO): mitochondrion
Molecular function (GO): protein-containing complex binding
Source: RefSeq, a predicted model, not a curated record